Molecule: messenger RNA, 2271 nt
Organism: Durusdinium trenchii
Lineage: Eukaryota; Dinophyceae; Suessiales; Symbiodiniaceae
Source: the annotation of a GenBank genome assembly
AUGCCAUGGUGGGGCCCGGUGGCGGUCGAACUGCCAGUCACUGAAAGGUCUCGUGGCUCUGAUGAAUCAUACGCGACCGGCGGAAGCAGAGGCGUGAGCGAUGUGAGCAUAGAUGAGAGCGAUCGGCCGGCCAAGGCUGCCAAGUUGACCGAAUCUCCAGCGAUACUUCCACAGAUCAUCCUUGAGGUUCCUGGUUGUAAUGUGACUGAAUCUGAUAAGAUUCAAGGCACAUACAGACCUGUCAGCACCUGUCAUCACGACAAGCCAGUCUACAAGAAGCUUGGGCCUGACACCACGAACUCCUAUAUUUACUUCUCUAAGCGAGGGGGUGGAGCAUGCUGCUGGUGGUUCGGCCCAGAGGUUGGAGGAGACGAAGUGUGGGCCUUCAACGCAGGCUGCGACAUGGAUAACCCAUUAGUGCCCCCAGCUGUUGGUUGGAGGGCUACCCACGAUGGUUCAGUGGACGACAGAUUGCAGAUAAUGACUAUUGGAGGAGGUCAUUCUAGAAUUUCAUCCAGUUCAAACUGUGAAGAGACAUGCCAAACUCUUCAGCAAGCUCUUUCAGUCGAACGAAAAGAGCGAGAACGUCUCGAACUUGCUUUGCAAGAGGAGGUACGAAAAGUGGCUGCUGCAAAGGUGACAAAGAGGUUCUGGAAAGAUAGACGCAAAGCUGAAAGAGAAAGGCGGGACCUUGUUGAAGAUGCUUUAGCCCAAGCACAAGAGACGCUUCGGGACUUUGAGAAUCUGCUUGCUGCUGAGCGAGAGAAGGUCCAGGUUGCUGAGAAGAAGAUAGAGGAGAUGCAGGAUCAAUAUUCAGCACGCUUGGAGGGACAAAAGCAGAUCUCCAGAAUGGAUGGGAAUAGGGGUGCAUGUUGGCAGUAUGAGGAGCGUGGAGGCUGGCAUGCGGUGACACCUGAGGGAAAUGAUCAGAUGCAUCAGGCUUAUUUGUCCUACCUUCGUGAUCCAACCUGUCACAAUCGCUUCGCGACGAUCAGUGUUGCUGGAGUAGAUCGGCAGGUUGACUAUGAGUUAAUGACGCAAAAGCGUUGUGGUACGAACAAAGUUCGCCGGAUUCGUAUUUUGCCAGGAGUGCCCAAGCAGUGGCUCACCACGGCUGCUUGCUUGUUGCAACAGACUGAUCAGUUGCAGUCCUUCUAUGUUAACAUCACUGAUGAUUCGUACAUUCACGACAAAGUACGUGAAGUUCUGCAGUUCACUGGACAUGGGCAGGAUGGCUCACAACAAUGCUCUUGUAUGAAGACAGCAACGGUCAAAUCAGUGCACCGCAUUGAGAACUGGAAACUUUGGCAAGCCUACAAGCUAAGACGCCAAAUCUUGCGGAUGGGGCACUCAAGUCAAGGGGUUUGGGUCACACCUGUGCCUUUGGACCUUGAUGCGUUUGAUGCUGGAUGUGGCGUAAGCACGAUAAUGACAAACAACCAAGGUGUGUUUGACUGUGGCGAGACUUUGGCUCUAGAUAUAGAUGAGAAGAUUCUGUUGCAUGGCACCAGUUGGGACUGCGUUAAUUCCAUUGUUUGCAGUGGCUUUGAUCAUCGGACGUGCCACCGUGGUAUGUACGGUGAUGGGGUCUACUUUGCAUCAGCUGCAUGCAAGUCCCAUCAGUACACGUGCAAGGAUCAUAAAUAUGCCUGCAACUGUGGUGCUGCCAAAGAUGUGGUCACCGCGUUCGGGUCGCCGAGAGAUGCCGAGAUCAAACCGCUCACCGAAAAGGAGGAGGUCACACACUUCGUCUUCGGCUUGGCCUCAGAAGCCUCCAGGUGCGCGGAAGAUGCGAUGGGCUUGGUCUCCUGCGCCCGUGACCGAUGGGGUAGUUUGCGCAACAGCAACCACUCGAAGGUGGAGGAGAAUGCGACGCUCCAGCUGAAAGUGGAGCUGGAGAAGUCGGUGAACGUCCAAGGAGUCACGGGGGAGUCCACCACCUACACCACGGCGAUGGGUCUCUAUGUGGCUGUGGUUUGGCUGGUGGGGAAGUACCUUCGGGCUGCUUUCCAGGGAGCUGCCAAACAAGCCAUCUAUGAUGAGAUUCCCGAUGUGCACGUCUUCCUGGAUUUGAUUGAGGCCAUCAAGAUGGCUCGAGAGCACGGGGAUUUGCGUGUGGAGUUUGAGCUCUACUAUUGCCUCAUGCAGGUCUUGAGGUCGACACAUAUCUUGCUGCGCAUCGGAGGCCACGAGCCGCGGAACUAUGGCAUCGGGCGGACCGAUCGCCGUCCGCCGCAGGCGGUCCCCGAUGGGGAGGUGGUACACCUCUGA